Molecule: messenger RNA, 884 nt
Organism: Spinacia oleracea (spinach)
Lineage: Eukaryota; Viridiplantae; Streptophyta; Magnoliopsida; Caryophyllales; Amaranthaceae
Product: phenylacetaldehyde reductase-like
Exons: 2
Coding region: 25-408 (127 amino acids)
Molecular function (GO): oxidoreductase activity, acting on the CH-OH group of donors, NAD or NADP as acceptor
Source: RefSeq, a predicted model, not a curated record
UAAUUAGAAAAAGAAAAUUUAGUGAUGGAUUCCAAAGGAGGAGAAAGGAAGAAAGUGUGUGUAACAGGUGCUUCUGGUUUCAUUGCUUCUUGGAUCGUCAAACUCUUGCUUCAUCGCGGCUACUCGGUCAACGGCACCGUUCUUCGUCAAACUUACAAUUGCAUGUUUGUUAAUUAUGGUGUUGUACAUAUUACAUAUAUUAUAUAUUAUAUAUAUUAUAUAUAUGUAGAUGAUCCAAAUGAAGUAGAGCAGUUGGUUGGUUUAGAAGGAGCAAAGGAAAGACUGGAGUUGUUCGAAGCGAAUCUUAUGGUAGAAGGUUCCUUUGAUUCUGCUAUUCAUGGAUGUGAUGGUGUUUUCCAUAGUGCAUGUCCUGUUAAACUCCAAGUCUGUGAUCCUCAUGCAGGCUGAACGUACUAAUUGAUCCAGCAGUAAAAGGAACGUUGAAUGUCCUGACAUCCUGUGCUAAAUUAAGUUCCUUCCAUUAAGCGAGUUGUGUUAACAUCUUCCAUGGGUUCAUGGGUUCUGUUCUGUUCUGUGCGCUGGUAGACCUCUGACUGCUCAAACUGUAGUCGAUGAAUCAUGGUUUUCUGUCCCUGAAUUCUGCGAGAAAUCACCAAUGGUACUGGUACGUACGUUAAUUUGUCUACUUACUUUUUCAUGAAAACCUGAUUGAUUACUGAUGACUUAAUUUGAUCUGCAGAAGUGGUAUCUGCUGUCAAAGACAUUCGCCCAAAAAGCUGCCUGGAAAUUUGUCAAAGAACAUGAGAUCGAUAUGGUAACAAUCAAUCCAGGAAUAGUGAUAGGUCCUGUAUUGCAGCCAAUACUCAAUACUCAAUACUCAAUACUCAAUACUCAAUACUCAAUACUCAAUACUCAAUACUAGU